GGACAAAUACACCGCUACUGCCGUGAUGGUUAAAUCGUAAUCUGAUCUUAACCCAAUGAACGGACGGUCGGAUUUCUUUUAGAUGCUUGCUCACUCAUUUACAUGGUGCGCUUCAUCUUUCUCUCUCUUGUUGGUUUCUCCGCUGCACAUUCCCACCUAGAUGAGAAAGGAUCGCGAGAUUCCGUCAGCAGGAAAGAUCUCAGCCAUCGAUUCUCCUUGUACAGCUACAGAGCAAUUUGUGGAAGUUUGUCUUCGUGGGCAUAAAGCAUGAGUCUCGUUAGAUUUUCUUUAACUCAUGGACAAAGCCACAGUGGCUGAUAUCUACGAACUGGGUGAUCGAGCUACAAGUGACGUUGUUGUCCGCUUGAGAAACAAAGACGGAAGGCCUGAAUGGUUUUACUGCCAUUCUUCUAUUCUUUCAAAAAAGAGCAAGUUCUUUGCAGACCGGCUUUCUGUUAUCUCAUCUUCUUGUCAGACUCUUGACUCUCAUAACUGCAUUGAAGUCUGCUGCUCGGGUCCUGAGUAUGAUCAUUAUGUUAAGCUGCUGAGGCUGUUUUAUCUCUCAGACCAUUUGGUUACAGAUUCGUGGGACUCUGUGAGAACUGCUCUUGGGGUUCUUCAGGCUGCAACUGCUCUGUGCUGUGAAGAGAUUGCCCAGAGCUGUAUUGAGUACUUGGAGGCUGUACCUUGGGAAGAGAAGGAAGAGGACGUGAUCUUGAAAACCAUCUCCGGCCUAGGCCCAGUAGCCAUGCCGAUACUAGCUAGAAUUCAACCUGUCGAUUUGAAUGCUGUAAAACACGUAUUUAUUUCUGCAAUUCGAUUUGCAACGUCAAAAGACAAAUCACUCCCUCCUUUCACGGAUGACCUAAAAACUUCUGCGCAAGAACAAGUUGAGUACAUGCUGGCAGAGGAUGAAGACUUACCAUUGGUAACAGCUGAUAGCGACAUAAAGGCAGAGGUAAAGAUUGGUCUUUCCAAAUUGUUUUCAGCAUUCGAAUCUGAAUUAAAUUUGCUGUUAUCUGAGUCUGACCGCUCGCUAGAGGAAGCAGAGUCAAAAGUCCUGCAGUGCCUAUCAGAUCUCGAAUGGGUUUGUAGCAUACUUCCUAAGAUGGAUAUGUUGAAGGAUUUUGUCUGCAGCUGGGUGGACAUUUCGGUUAAUGUUCUUGCAGUGGUUCAAGACAAGAAGCUCAGUUCUGGGAUUUGGGCAGUGAAGGUAAAGUUAAUUGAAGUGACAGCAAAGGUUUUGGAUGCCGUUGGAUAUGGGAAUGUGGUUCUUCCGGCACCAUCCCGGGUGCAGUUACUGAAGAUAUGGCUUCCGUAUAUAAGGACGAUGAAACCUCUGUUAGAUUCCAAGUGUACCGAGGAUGAGGCAUUUCCAUACAAGAUGGACGCUGAUCUCUGUCAGGGCAUCGAGGGGGCAAUAAUCUCACUGGUUCUUGCAUUGCCAUCCAACGAUCAAGCAGAUAUUUUAACAGAUUGGAUGGAAGCCGAGCAGGUGAGGUAUCCAGAUUUGAGUGAGGCUUUUGAGGUAUGGUGUUAUAGAACCAAGGCUGCAAAGAGAAGGUUGGAGGUUGGGUUCAACGAAGUUGGCAAUGCCACUGUCAGCCUGUGAGAAUCCAUCCAUUGUCCUAUUCAUUGUUUGAUCAAGGAGGGAUUAUAUGAUCCUCAGCCUGAAGCUAUGUUUGUUGGCUCAGGUGCCGAGUCCUUAUGAUGGAGCCCCAUGGACCUAUAAUCCAGACUGUUGGUCUGAUGGACCUAACCAUGGAUAAACUGCGUGAAAAGAUCUCCCAGAGGUAGAUGGUAGCCCAUUCGAUCUUCUUGACUAUUAUUCCAUGGAAUGUAUUUUCAUCAGGGAGAAUUUUGAUGCAUGGUCCAUUAGUAGAAUCGGCUGGAUAUCGUGGCAAGAUCCUAGGACACUACAUAUCCUCAGGCCAGGGAUCAUGUAAUUGUUUUAGAUGGACUUGGAUGGAUAUUGUUUGUUUGAUUGAUGUAUCAUAACAGAAUUAGAAAUGCAAAGUGCGCUUGCAUGCACUUUGUACUCACUACUUGCAUGUGCCAAUCUGGCAUGCAUGUUCAAGAUCAAAGCCAUGCAUCAGGUGAACCUUGGUCUAGAUGCGAUGCGCAAAAGAGGUAGGUCCACUUAACUGAUUGGCCACAAUUUUAUGGCAAAUGUGACAGUUUUCAAUUUCUUUUUA
Molecule: messenger RNA, 2195 nt
Organism: Magnolia sinica
Lineage: Eukaryota; Viridiplantae; Streptophyta; Magnoliopsida; Magnoliales; Magnoliaceae
Product: BTB/POZ domain-containing protein At3g05675-like
Exons: 2
Coding region: 296-1612 (438 amino acids)
Molecular function (GO): protein binding
Source: RefSeq, a predicted model, not a curated record